AUGGAUUCAAAUAUGAGCAACCAGGCUGAUAUACUCAUAUCAAAUGACGUUGAUUCUAAAUUAGAAACGACUAUAAAAGAAAAACCUUAUGUGCAAAAGCCAAAUCAAACUGUAGAAAGUGAAAAUUCGCUUGAAGAAAAUACUGAAAGAUUAAAUCGAUUAAACUUUUACCUUAAAAAUAUAACGACUUAUAUGAAUUACAUGCAGGUUUUUAUUUCGAUUGUAACAAAGUUUCCACUAAUUCAAUUGAACACAACUGAUAAGUCACCAAGAAUUAAAUAUUUAUGUGUAGCUGAUACAUCAAUAUCACCGAAUGAACAACUGGUUUCAAUACAACUUAGCUUUGAAAACAAAGUUAAUUUUAAGCACAAAUUUCUGAAUAAUCUUUUUCCUGAUUUGAAACUAUCAGAUUACUUACUCAUUGCAAAUGGUGACCUUUUUAAUGAGGAAAUUAAAUCUUUAUCUCAAGAAAGAUACAUUGAAUCAUCAGUUCGUUCAUCUAAAAAACAAAAAUCAUUAUUCAAAGAUUAUUAUCGUAAAAAACAGCAGGAAGCCGCCUCGAAUGCAUUGAAGCAGCCAUCACUUGCUAAUGCCGUUGCUGUCAUAAAAGAUACCUUUCCAUUUGAGUAUCUGACUUUUGGAAAUCAAAUGAGAGGUAAUAUUGAAUAUGAACUCCAACAGAUUGAAAAGCAAAAACAAAUUGAAUAUAAACCAGUGUAUGAUUCAACAUCAUUUAAAAUUCCUGAAGAACAUCGAAACAAAAUAAAGGAAUGGUUGGAGUAUGAUUUUCGCAUGCGUACUGAAGGAAAUAUUACUCGAUCAAGAUGCUUAUUCUUGAUUGGACCAACUCAACAUGGCAAAACAUCGUGGGCACGAAGCUCAGGACCACAUCGUAGCUUCUCCAUUAAUUUCUCUCUUCGAGAAUGGCAUAAAGAUGUGAAAUACACCAUAUUAGAUGAUACUAGUUGGAAAGAUAUUAGUCCAAUAGCUAAAGGUCUCUUGAUUGCUCCUGGUAAAAUAAUUCUUACAGAUAAAUAUAUGACUAAAAUCGAGCUCGACAACAAUAAACCAUGUAUCGCUUGCGUCAAUGAUAAGGAAGGAGAUAUAAUAUUAAACUCUGAUACAGAUAAUUAUUGGUAA
This is a messenger RNA of Rotaria socialis, 1140 nucleotides long. The record is from the annotation of a GenBank genome assembly. Lineage: Eukaryota; Metazoa; Rotifera; Eurotatoria; Philodinida; Philodinidae.